Molecule: messenger RNA, 2391 nt
Organism: Herpailurus yagouaroundi (jaguarundi)
Lineage: Eukaryota; Metazoa; Chordata; Mammalia; Carnivora; Felidae
Gene: PHYKPL
Product: 5-phosphohydroxy-L-lysine phospho-lyase
Exons: 12
Coding region: 457-1905 (482 amino acids)
Cellular component (GO): mitochondrion
Molecular function (GO): transaminase activity; pyridoxal phosphate binding
Source: RefSeq, a predicted model, not a curated record
CCCUGGCACCUGGGAGGACCUCCCCCAGGGUUGGCCCGCCAGCUGGACCUGGCCUGAGAGUGAUCCAGGAAGGGACUGAAAGUUCAGACGGAGGGUGGGCAUGGGGGGUCGUCUCCCAGGAAGCCUUAGAGAAAGCCUACCUGUAACCUGUGAGGGGGACUCUUGGUGGCACAUGGGGCUGACACCCAGCCGGGUAGCAGAGGCACUGGGCUGGCAAGGACCUUUCAGAGCUGAGCUCCAGCCACCUGCAAGGGUGCCCUCCCUCACACGCAUCCCAGCAAGGAAACCCUGCUCUAAGGAGCCCCCGUGGGUCUGGAGCUGCCGCCGUUCCUUGGGAUCCAAGGGAUUAAUGUGGGCACGUGCAGAAAUGAGCAAGGCCGCCUAGCCUUCACAUGACUUAAAUAAUUUCAGUUUUAGCAGCUUCUCACCCUAUCACUUCCUCCUUUCCAGCCACCUAUGGGUGAGGGACUGGAAGCAGGAAAGCACCACUGUGCCCUUAAAGUUUUGUCCCUCCCAGAAACUGGGGGGUUGUGGGGGGCAGGUGCUAUGGUGGGUGGACUUGUCCCUUCAGGUCUUCAGACAUGGCCGUCCACUUCUUACUGUCCCCACAGCGAUUCUUGCAGACUCUUUUAUCCUGAGGAUCCUAUUAAGAUUGUCCGGGGCCAAGGACAGUACUUGUACGAUGAACAGGGUGCAGAAUACCUGGAUUGUGUCAACAAUGUGGCUCAUGUUGGGCACUGCCACCCUCUCGUGGUCCAAGCAGCGCACGAACAAAACCAGGUGCUGAACACCAACAGCCGGUACCUGCACGACAACAUCGUGGAUUAUGCACAGAGGCUAUCAGAGACCCUGCCGGAGAAGCUCUCUGUGUUUUAUUUCCUGAAUUCUGGGUCAGAAGCCAAUGACCUGGCCCUGAGGCUGGCCCGCCAGUACACGGGACAUUGGGACGUGGUGGUGUUAGACCAUGCUUAUCACGGUCACCUGAGCUCCCUGAUUGACAUCAGCCCCUACAAGUUCCGAGACCUGGAUGGCCAGAAGGAGUGGGUCCAUGUGGCACCUCUCCCAGACACCUACCGGGGUCUUUACCGGGAGGACCACCCCAAUCCGGCUGGGGCCUAUGCCAGCGAGGUGGAACGCGUGGUGAACAGCGUACAGGAAAAGGGCAGGAAGAUUGCAGCGUUCUUUGCAGAGUCUCUGCCCAGCGUGGGAGGACAGAUCAUCCCCCCUGCCGGCUUCUUCCAGGAAGUGGCAGAGCACAUCCACAGGGCCGGAGGGGUCUUUGUCGCAGACGAGAUUCAAGUGGGCUUUGGCCGAGUGGGCCAGCAUUUCUGGGCCUUCCAACUGCAAGGAGAAGACUUCGUCCCUGACAUUGUCACCAUGGGCAAGUCCAUCGGCAAUGGCCACCCCGUAGCCUGUGUGGCCACAACCCAAGCUGUGGCAAGGGCAUUUGAAGCCACCGGCGUCGAAUACUUCAACACGUUUGGAGGCAGCCCGGUGUCCUGCGCCGUGGGCCUGGCCGUCCUGGACGUCCUAGAGAAGGAACAGCUGCAGGCCCACGCCGCCUCCGUGGGCAGCUUCCUGACGGAGCUCCUCAGACAGCAGAAAGCCAAACAUCCCAUCAUCGGGGACGUCAGGGGCACUGGGCUCUUCAUCGGUGUGGACCUGAUCAAAGACGAGGCAACCAGGACGCCAGCAACUGAAGAGGCCAAUUACGUGGUGUCCAGGAUGAAGGAGAACUACAUUUUGCUGAGCACUGAUGGCCCAGGGAGGAACGUCCUCAAGUUUAAACCCCCGAUGUGCUUCAGUGUGGACAAUGCACGACAUGUGGUGGCCAAGAUGGAUGCCAUCCUGACAAACAUGGAAGAAAAGGUGAGAAGUUGUGAGACACUGCGGCUCCAGCCCUGAGGCAGCCCUGUGGAGUGGUGUUCUUCUCUGGAAGAAACGAAGCAUCCCACUCAAAUACACUGAGGUGGUGACCUUCAGCUUGGAGGAUGAAAACCACUGAAGCUCAGGACAAGGCUUCCCUGAGGCCCUACGGCUCCACCCCACCUUCCCCCAACCACUGGCCUAUUGUCAAGAAGGGCCAGGAAUCUGUGUCCCCUUAGCACGCAAAGAAUCCUUUUUUUGCUCAAAAAUUUGCCCACUGUGUGUGCUAUGAGAGUCCAGGACCUCCCAGUGCUCCUAAUUAAAUCAGGAGUUUACUUUUUAAAGAAAAUACCUGGGCACAUAUACCUCCCUAAUUAGGACCAAGAAAAAAAAACAUAUAAUGUGUCACCAUACAAGCAUACUCUCCCUCGAAACUCAAAAAAAUUAACAAGCUUCCCCCUCAAAUGAUGCCAUCUGAUGUCUUCUGUUGAAUUAAAAUGCCAAAUACAUUUAUUUCAAAACCCA